UCUGUGCCUUAUUUUUCUCAUCUACUCAAUGGGGACUCAAUAGGAACUAACCCUUUGGGCGGCUGUGAGGAUUUAAGAAUGCAGUCCUGCCUUCAGUGGUGUCAUAGCAAGUAUUCUAUAUAUGUCGGAACUGUUUAAAAAAUUCCUAUUAUUACUGCCUAAUCGUGAGCAUGGCCCUCCCCUCCACCCCUCAGACCACUUAUUCUGGCCACAGGGCAUCCCCUUUUGAGAGAUGAACUGGCUGGGCAGAGAGGACUUGGCAGCAUCAGCAGAUGCGAGAUGCAGGGCUUGGCUCAUCGGGGGAGACCACAGGCUACCCCAGAAGGGGGAAGGGGUCUGGCCCAGGAGACAACAUCCACAUAAACUGAUGCUCUCGCGGUCCUCCCUCCAUGCUCUGCUCACCCACCUUAGGCUCCAGGCCAGCCUUUUGGGACUUCUGAUCCCUUCCAGCCAGAACUUAGUCUAAUUCUUUCUUGUGAGGCUGUUCUGUGCAUUGUGGGGUAUUUAGCAGCAUCCUUGGCUUCUACUCACUAGAUACUGGUAGCACCUCAUCCCCUGGUUGUGACAACCAAAAAUGUCUCCAGACACUGCCAGAUGUCCUAAGGCUGGUGGUAGGGGGUUGGCAGCAAAAAUCACCACUGCAACCUGAUUCCACUUGGAUAAAAAAAGGCCCUGGGGGUGAGGGUGCCUCAUCUCUCCCCUCCCCCAAGGUUCAUGAGUCUUACAUGGGGGCUCCUGGGUCUUGCUCAUCUUUUUAUGCCUAAUGUUUGUCACAGUGGUGGCUGUUGUGUGUGUUCAGUUCGUGAUUGUUGGAUGGAUGGAUGGAUGAAGGCUUGGGUGGUUGGGAGGAGGCCCCCAGGGGAGGGGAGACACUGAAGGCAGCUAUAUCUGCUGGUUUUGUGUAAGAAGAGCGCGAAGUCAUGGAGUCUUCCAAGACCUUCAUGAGACACCUACCGAUCACACCAGGCUACAGUGGCUUCGUGCCGUACCUUAGCUGCCAGGGGACCUCCGGCGAGGACGACAUGUCCCACUGUCUGAAAACCUUCCAGGAGAACACACAGCGAUAUAAAGACCAGCUGGAGGAAUUUCGCUGCUCGGUGGCCACUGCCCAGAAACUGAAGCCCAUCUGCUCCGAGGAGACGGUCUUGCGGGCACUCCACCAGUACUACCAGCAGUAUCACCCCAUGAGUCUGGAAUGCAAGUACGUAAAGAAGCCUCUCCAGGAGCCUCCAAUCCCUGGCUGGGUGGGCUAUCUGCCGAGAGCCAGGGUCACUGAACUAGGCUGCGCCACACGGUACACUGUCAUGGCCAGAAACUGCUACAGGGACUUCCUGGACAUCACGGAGCAGGCCAAGAGAGUGCACCUGAAACCGUAUGAGGAAAUAUACGGAGUUAGGUCUACACAACCUCCUCCUGUUCCUUCUCCAAAAAUUUUGCAGCAUGAAGGGCUGCUGCCAAAAUAUCCGGAUUUCUCUGUUUCAAGUGGUAGCUGUCCUGCCCUUGGAAGACCCCUGAUAGAGGAUCCCAGACCUCCGGUGACGUAUGGCUGUGCUCAGAGGCCAAACAUGUCGUGCAACGGGAAGAUUUAUCUAGAGCCACUGUCCUCAGCAAAGUAUGCAGAAGGCUAGAAGCAGAGAGCCUCCCAAGGAGAGGUGAACUUUCAGGGGGGCUCAGAAGCUUGCUGUUCUCACAUGAGAAUCAGCGCCUCACCCACACCCCAACAGGCACUAGGGAAAUUUCAUAAUGUAAGAAUUCUGUGACUGCCCUCUGCACCCUGACUGGUUGGCAACAGCAUGUGAUUAAUGAUAAAGACCUUUUAUCAUCCUGUGGCAAUAAAGAGGAUACUUCUCAGCA
Molecule: messenger RNA, 1854 nt
Organism: Diceros bicornis minor
Lineage: Eukaryota; Metazoa; Chordata; Mammalia; Perissodactyla; Rhinocerotidae
Gene: SPMIP5
Product: sperm microtubule inner protein 5
Exons: 6
Coding region: 921-1628 (235 amino acids)
Source: RefSeq, a predicted model, not a curated record